CAAGAUGGAGGAGUAUGCCCGGGAACCUUGCCCCUGGCGAAUAGUGGAUGACUGUGGUGGGGCCUUUACGAUGGGUACCAUUGGUGGUGGUAUCUUUCAAGCAAUCAAAGGUUUUCGAAAUUCUCCAGUGGGAGUAAACCACAGACUACGAGGGAGUUUGACCGCUAUUAAAACCAGAGCUCCACAAUUGGGAGGUAGCUUUGCUGUUUGGGGAGGUCUGUUUUCCAUGAUUGACUGUAGUAUGGUUCAAGUCAGAGGAAAAGAAGAUCCCUGGAACUCCAUCACAAGUGGUGCCUUAACAGGAGCCAUACUGGCAGCAAGAAAUGGACCAGUGGCCAUGGUUGGGUCAGCUGCAAUGGGUGGCAUUCUUCUAGCUUUAAUUGAAGGAGCUGGUAUCUUGUUGACAAGAUUUGCUUCUGCACAGUUUCCUAAUGGUCCUCAGUUUGCUGAAGAUCCUUCCCAGUUGCCUUCAACCCAGUUACCAUCCUCACCUUUUGGAGACUAUCGACAAUAUCAAUAGGACAUCUCUCCCAGGAUUUCUUUAACAAAAAUGAGCUAUAGUUUGAGAAGGAUUUCAGAAGAUCAAAUUACAAUCGGUUUUUAAAAGCAUAGAUUUUUAAAACUAUGGCCAAAUAGGCUAUGAAGAGACAUUUAGCACUUUUUUCUAUUUAAAAAGGAACAUGGGGUGGGAGUGUUAAUAAUACACUUAUUUAUUCACACUUGCAUUGCAUUUGUGAUCAAAGUGUCUCAUAUCAUUAAAAGAAAAGAUGGUAAGUGCUCACAAGAUGAAGGACCAAAGGGCAAGUAGCAGUGCAGUGUGACCAUCAAUUCCUGAGGACUUCUCUGCCUGAUUUUAUGUGUUCUGUUAUUCAAACAAUAAAAAGCUCCUGGAACUUACUCUUUUUCUUAAAA
This is a messenger RNA of Otolemur garnettii (small-eared galago), 912 nucleotides long. Its product is annotated as mitochondrial import inner membrane translocase subunit Tim17-A. Bases 5 to 520 code for a protein of 171 amino acids. Gene Ontology annotation, cellular component: mitochondrial inner membrane; TIM23 mitochondrial import inner membrane translocase complex. The transcript has a single exon. Lineage: Eukaryota; Metazoa; Chordata; Mammalia; Primates; Galagidae. The record is from RefSeq and is a predicted model, not a curated record. Gene Ontology annotation, biological process: protein import into mitochondrial matrix. Gene Ontology annotation, molecular function: transmembrane protein transporter activity.